Molecule: messenger RNA, 2729 nt
Organism: Suricata suricatta (meerkat)
Lineage: Eukaryota; Metazoa; Chordata; Mammalia; Carnivora; Herpestidae
Gene: LMOD1
Product: leiomodin 1
Exons: 3
Coding region: 235-1986 (583 amino acids)
Biological process (GO): myofibril assembly; pointed-end actin filament capping; muscle contraction
Cellular component (GO): myofibril; striated muscle thin filament
Molecular function (GO): actin binding; tropomyosin binding
Source: RefSeq, a predicted model, not a curated record
UUGGCCGCUGGUCACACCAGCCAGGGUCCACUAGCCCGGGCUUCAGAGCUAGCUCGCAGUGAACCCUUCAGCACCUGUGGCACUGCAGGGCAGGGCAGAGGAGCCACGUCCUCAACCAGCAGGGGGUCCGCUCUCAAGCCCACUCUGCUCCUUCCAGAUCAGCUCCGCGCCUCCCCCUUGUAGCCCACCAGGACUCCAGCAGCCCCUGCGAGAGCCACAGCCCACUUUGCCAAGAUGUCUAAGGUAGCCAAGUAUCGGCGGCAGGUGAGUGAAGAUCCCGACAUCGACAGCCUGCUGUCCACUCUGUCUCCCGAGGAGAUGGAGGAGCUGGAGAAGGAGCUGGAUGUGGUGGAUCCAGACGGGAGCAUUCCUGUGGGGCUGCGGCAGAGGAACCAGACGGAGAAGCAGUCCACGGGCAUGUACAACCGGGAAGCCAUGCUCAGCUUCUGUGAAAAGGAGACCAAGAAACUUCUUCAGAGGGAGAUGUCUAUGGAUGAAAACAAGCAAGUGGAGACCAAGAGAGAUGCCAAGAAUGGAGAGGAAAGGGGCAGAGAUGCCAGCAAAAAAACCCUGGGCCCCAGACGGGACUCAGACCUGGGGAAGGAGCCAAAGAGGGGUGGUUUAAAGAAAAGCUUCUCAAGAGACAAAGAUGAAGCUGAUGGCAAAAGUGGAGAGAAGCCCAAGGAAGAGAAGCUCAUCAGGGGCAUUGACAAGGGCCGGGUGAGGGCUGCAGUGGACAGGAAGGAGGCAGGGAAGGAUGGGAAGGGAGAGGAGAGAGCGGAAGCUCCAAGGAGGGAAGAGGAGAAGAAAGGCAGUGACAGGAGCACAGGGCCAACCAGAGACAAAGACAAGAAGAGAGAGGAGAAGGAGACAAGUAAGAGAGAGGAUGACGGGAAGGGAAAAGGGGAGAGGAGGGGUGCGGAUGCCAGGAAGGAGGAGGAGAAGGUGAAAAGAGGAAGUGGGAGCACGGACACGAAAAAGGAGGAUGAAAAAGUGAAAAAAGAGGAAUCUGUGAAUAAAAAGGAACCCAAAGAAGAGAACAAGACCCAGGCACCUGAGAAACAAGCCCCUGCUGGCCCCACCAAGCCCUCUGAAGGGCCUGCCAAAGCAGAGGAGGAAGCGGCCCCCAGCAUAUUUGAUGAGCCUCUGGAGAAAGUGAAGAACAAUGACCCAGAGAUGACUGAGGUGAAUGUCAACAACUCAGACUGUAUCACGAAUGAGAUCUUGGUGCGGUUUACCGAGGCUCUGGAGUUCAACACUGUGGUCAAGGUGUUUGCCCUGGCCAACACGCGUGCCGAUGACCACGUGGCCUUUGCCAUUGCCAUCAUGCUCAAGGCCAACAAGACCAUCACCAGCCUGAACCUGGACUCUAACCACAUCACUGGCAAGGGCAUCCUGGCCAUCUUUCGGGCCCUCCUCCAGAACAACACGCUGACCGAACUCCGCUUCCACAACCAGCGGCACAUCUGCGGCGGCAAGACGGAGAUGGAGAUUGCCAAACUGCUCAAGGAGAACACCACCCUGCUCAAGCUGGGCUACCACUUCGAGCUGGCUGGGCCCCGGAUGACGGUCACCAACCUGCUCAGCCGCAACAUGGACAAACAGCGACAAAAGCGGCUCCAGGAGCAACGGCAGGCGCAGGAGGCCAGCGGUGAGAAGAAGGAUCUGCUGGAGGUGCCCAAGUUUGGGGCCCUGGCCAAGGGCUCCCCCAAACCCUCCCCCCAGCCAUCUCCAAAGGCCUCGCCCAAGAACUCGCCCAAGAAAGCGGGUGCUCCGGCUGCUCCCCCUCCCCCUCCCCCUCCCUUGGCUCCACCCCUCAUCAUGGAGAACCUGAAGAACUCCUUGUCACCAGCUACCCAGAGGAAGAUGGGAGACAAAGUCCUCCCUGCCCAGGAGAAGAACUCCCGUGACCAGCUACUGGCUGCCAUCCGCUCCAGCAACCUCAAGCAGCUCAAGAAGGUGGAGGUGCCCAAACUGCUUCAGUAGGACCAGACUGCCAGGGGGCACUGUCCGACGCCGCCAUGACUGCCCAGGCCUCGCCUCCCAGGCCCGCACGAACCCCGCCCACCCCACCCUGGCUGACCCGCUGUGGAUCUCCCCACUCUGCCACGGGAGAGCACGAGGCCUGGCCACGCUCAAGGAAGGAAGCCUGAUCUCUUCUCACUUUCCUUUUCUUGUCUCUGAGGCGCUCCAAACAUUUCUUUUAUAUCUGGAACUGAGGUUUCUGACAAGAAGAGUCCUUUGAGCGUGUCAUCAAGAAGACGGCAUGCCUGGGGCCCAAGUAGCUGGCAAGUUGCAAAAGGCCUGUGAUUCAGGAAAGAUGUCCCACCAGGACCACAUAACCAGCCCAGCCCCACUGCCCUCCAGGGCCAGGAUUCAGGCCUCUGAGGAGCCCUUGGAGCAGAGCCGCUGGGCCCCGUGGCCCUCUGUGUGGGGCAAGGGCAGAAGAUCGAGAGGGCAUGAGGGCCCAAGGGGAGGAGGAGGGGCUAAGGAUACCCUCAAACCCCUCCUGGGCUAAUCAGAGGACAUGGCAGGGACAGCUGGCCUGGACAAACAGUGCCUGGUGGGGAGUGGGCUCCAGCUGGGAGGAGAGGGACAGACGGCAGCUGGUCCUGAAGGUUUGAUGCCAACGCAGACGUUUUCCUCACGCCCACCUACUGCUGUAUAAAUAGCUGUGUAUCUGUUUUUCCAUAAGAUUUUGAUAAUAUAUACAAGCCUUUAGUUGUAAA